This is a messenger RNA of Fraxinus pennsylvanica, 1755 nucleotides long. The record is from the annotation of a GenBank genome assembly. Lineage: Eukaryota; Viridiplantae; Streptophyta; Magnoliopsida; Lamiales; Oleaceae.
AUGGGUACUCACGAAGAAGAGAGAUUGCUCUUGGAACAGGGAUUUGCAGAGAAUGAAAGAAACGAACUCUACACUGGAGAUGGUUCUGUUGACAUUAAGGGGAACCCUGUUCUAAAAAGAAACACUGGAAAUUGGAGAGCAUGCCCUUUUAUUCUUGGGACUGAAUGUUGUGAACGCUUGGCCUACUACGGGAUUGCUACCAAUCUUGUUAGCUAUCUUACCAAAAACUUACAUGAAGGAAAUGUUUCUGCUGCUAGAAAUGUCACCACGUGGCAAGGCACUUGCUACCUAACUCCCCUGAUUGGGGCUGUCUUGGCAGAUGCUUACUGGGGAAGAUAUUGGACAAUUGCUGUCUUCUCCACUAUAUACUUUAUUGGAAUGUGCACAUUAACUCUGUCUGCAUCUGUUCCUGCUUUUAAGCCUGCUGAAUGUCUGGAUUCCGUUUGCCCUUCAGCAACUCCAGCUCAGUAUGCAGUAUUGUUCUUUGGGCUAUAUCUAAUAGCACUUGGAACAGGAGGGAUCAAGCCUUGUGUUUCAUCUUUUGGGGCUGAUCAGUUUGAUGAUACUGAUCCUGAAGAGAGGGUUAAGAAGGGUUCUUUUUUCAAUUGGUUUUAUUUUUCCAUCAACAUUGGUGCUUUGAUAUCAAGUAGUUUAAUUGUGUGGAUUCAAGAUAAUGCAGGAUGGGGCCUUGGAUUUGGCAUUCCUGCAGUGUUUAUGGGCAUUGCCAUAGUGAGUUUCUUUUCAGGCACCUCUCUCUACAGAUAUCAGAAGCCAGGAGGAAGUCCUAUUACCAGAAUGUGCCAGGUUUUGGUUGCAUCGUGCCACAAAUGGAAUUUGACUGUCCCUACUGAGAGUAGUCUCCUGUAUGAGACGCCAGAUAAAAGCUCUGCUAUUGAAGGAAGUAGAAAACUGCUGCACACUGAUGAACUAAAGUGCCUUGAUAAAGCUGCUAUAGUCUCGGAGGCUGAAAGCAAAACUGGGGACUAUUCUAAUCCUUGGAAGCUUUGCACUGUAACACAGGUUGAAGAAUUAAAGAUUCUGAUACGCAUGUUUCCCAUUUGGGUUACAGGAAUAGUCUUCUACGCUGUUUAUGCUCAAAUGUCAACCAUGUUUGUAGAGCAAGGCAUGGUGAUGGACACUUCGAUUGGUUCCUUUACUAUUCCUGCAGCCGCUCUUUCUACUUUCGACGUCAUCAGUGUUAUUUUCUGGGUUCCAGUGUACGAUAAGGUCCUUGUACCCAUUGCUAGAAAGGUUACUGGCCAGGGAAGGGGAUUCUCAGAAUUGCAACGGAUGGGAAUAGGCCUCUUCAUUUCAGUCUUGUGCAUGGCAGCUGCUGCUGUUGUUGAAAUCAAGCGACUGCGGCUUGCAAGAGAGCUCGGUUUGGUUGAUGAAAAUGUUUCCGUACCAUUGAGUAUUUUCUGGCAAAUACCUCAAUAUUUCUUGCUGGGGGCCGCUGAAGUUUUUACUAUUAUUGGGCAACUCGAGUUCUUCUAUGACCAAUCACCAGACGCCAUGCGCAGUUUGUGUAGUGCCUUUUCAUUGCUAACAAAUUCUUUGGGAAAUUACUUGAGCUCAUUUAUUCUGACAGUAGUCACAUCUUUAACAACCCGAGGGGGAAAUCCUGGGUGGAUUCCGGAUAACUUGAACAAGGGUCAUCUUGAUUACUUCUAUUGGCUCUUGGCUGGACUCAGCUUCGUCAACAUGGUGGUCUACGUUUUCUGUGCCAAAAUAUUUAAGUCAAAGAAAGCAUCUUAA